Selaginella moellendorffii is the source of this 684-nucleotide messenger RNA. Its product is annotated as eukaryotic initiation factor 4A-III homolog. NCBI's taxonomy places the organism in Eukaryota, Viridiplantae, Streptophyta, Lycopodiopsida, Selaginellales, Selaginellaceae. The transcript has 4 exons. Gene Ontology annotation, molecular function: RNA binding; RNA helicase activity. The coding region runs from base 1 to 588 and encodes 195 amino acids. The record is from RefSeq and is a predicted model, not a curated record.
AUGGGCCGACUAGCGGAAGAGGGCAUCAAGCAGUUUGGCGUGAGCGCCUUUGGCGAGGCUACAAAGCCGGAGUUGCUGGGAGCCAUCUGCCUCGGUCUUCGGAUCCCGCACGCCGUGGUCUUCUGCAACACUGAAUCAGCGUGCAAAUUUCUGGCCACACGAUUGCGCCGAGAGAACUUGAGCGCUCUCGUUCUCCCUGGCAUGCCUCCCGACGAGCGAGCAGACGCUAUUGACCAAUUUGUGAGCUACGACGUCAAUAUUUUGGUCACAACGGGUGCUUGGCCACAGGAUUUACCCGUGGAAAGUGCGGAAGUGGUCUACAUGUACGACUUUCCUGAGAGCAGCGACUCCUACGUGAAGCAGAUUGGGGAGUGCGACAAACCUGGCGUCCGAGAGGCUUUGGUGAUCACGUUUGUUCGAGAUUUCCAAGACUCAUGGCGGGAGCGUCUCGAGGCCGAGUGCUGCACCCGUAUUGAGCCUCUCCCUGAGCACAUCACCGGCCUCUACCGCCGCUGCUUCCCUAUUGUGGUGACCCCUGCGGCCUGGAACUCCAUUCAAAAGCUGGCCAAAAAACACGGUUUGCUGUAGAGGGUAGCGUUGCAAAUUGUUACAAGAGCCUAAGUUGUAAGGCAAAGGAUGAUAAAAUGAUUUUGCAACUUUGAAGAGGAAUUCUGCAAUUUCAAA